AUGUUUAGACAAUUGCUUAAAACCUCUCCCAGAUCCUUCAGACCUGCUGUCCAAUUGCAAACCCUUCAACUCAGAAAUAUCACUUUUGAUUUGUCCAAACAACCAAGAAUCAGAAUUGGAUCUGAAGCACCAAACUUCGAAGUCGACACCACCAAAGGAAAAAUUGACUUCCACAAGUUCAUUGGUGACAACUGGGUUGUGUUCUUCUCCCACCCCGCCGAUUUCACCCCUGUGUGUACUACUGAAUUGGGUGCUUUUGCCCAAUUAGAACCAGAGUUUUCCAAAAAAGGUACCAAGUUGAUUGGUUUGUCGACCGAACCAGUUGAAAGCCACAAGGCUUGGAUCAAGGACAUUGAAUCUUACAAAAACACUUCCGUCAACUUCCCCAUCAUCGCUGAUGACACCAAAGAAAUUGCUUUCAAGUACGACAUGUUGUCCGAAGAACAGUUGCAAAACAUCAACAGCGGAUUGGUGCCAACCAUUAGAUCCGUUUUCAUCAUCGACCCAGCUAAGAAGAUCAGAGCCAUCAUCUCAUACCCACCAUCUUUGGGAAGAAACUCUGCUGAAGUGUUAAGAGCUGUUGAUGCUUUACAAACUGCUGACAAGAAUGGAGUAGUUACUCCAAUUGAUUGGACUCAAGGCCAGGAUGUUAUCAUUCCUCCAACGGUGAGUGAUGAAGCUGCCAAGGCCAAAUUUGGUGAAUUCACCAAGCACUUCAACUACUUGAGAACCACUAGCUUAAAGUAA
Molecule: messenger RNA, 747 nt
Organism: Yamadazyma tenuis ATCC 10573
Lineage: Eukaryota; Fungi; Ascomycota; Pichiomycetes; Serinales; Debaryomycetaceae
Gene: MCM6
Product: MCM DNA helicase complex subunit
Biological process (GO): DNA replication initiation; double-strand break repair via break-induced replication; cellular oxidant detoxification
Cellular component (GO): nucleus; MCM complex
Molecular function (GO): single-stranded 3'-5' DNA helicase activity; peroxiredoxin activity; single-stranded DNA binding
Source: RefSeq, a predicted model, not a curated record